CUUUUCUGGUCAUGAACCUGUAGGUAGGCAAAACAAAAUCGUUAGAUUUUGUCGCAUCUUAAUUACGUCAUUGCAUCAACACGUUUUGCAUGCAUUCCUAUUUUUGGGCAAAUCAUGGCGAAGAAUAAACAAAAAGGCAAAAAGCAGACGAAUGUUUUCCGAGUGACAAACAAACAAGCCAAAAAGAAUAAAGCAAAACCUGUCACUUCAACUCUCAAACACAUAACUGCAGGGAAGAAAGAGAAGACGGAGAGCCUGAAUAAAAUAUUUACAGAAGUCCAAAGGGAUGUCAAUAGUUUAUCGAAAUGCACAGCUCCAAAGCCCAAACAGCCAACACAGGUUGUCUGUAAAGCACCAAAGGAACCUGCAGAUGUGGACAAUGCUGCCCAGAUGUUCUCUCAGCUGUAGUCCAGAAUGGCAACCUGAAUUGAAAACAUGAAUAAAAUACGGACAGUCCAUACUGCCUCAUGAACAUAAAAAUAGACCUUCAAUAACAUCAAAUGUAAUAUGACUGAUAUGGUAAUAUAUGUAAACAUAGUUUCAUUAAGAUGAGUGCAAUAGAUAAAAAAAAAGGGUUUCUGAGAGGUUUACAUGCUGUACAGUUGCAGUUUAUGAAUUCUUAAAUGUAUCUCCUUUCACAAGACUGUCCUGCCAAUGCUAUGUCCUGUAUUCAACAGCACCCAGUAUUGUUUAUUUUUAUUUUGGAUUUUCACAUUAUUAAAGUAUGGGUAAUAUGAAA
Molecule: messenger RNA, 739 nt
Organism: Esox lucius (northern pike)
Lineage: Eukaryota; Metazoa; Chordata; Actinopteri; Esociformes; Esocidae
Gene: rbis
Product: ribosomal biogenesis factor
Exons: 4
Coding region: 115-408 (97 amino acids)
Biological process (GO): ribosome biogenesis
Cellular component (GO): nucleolus
Source: RefSeq, a predicted model, not a curated record